GGAAUGCGGAUUUGAUCGUGAAAGCGCAGCGCCCUGCUGGCAGCCCGUCAGUCCGACUGUUCGUCCGCUGCGAUCCAUGCACCAGCUGUUGCGAGCUUUUCGCUUGCAAAGUCUUUGAAAUUUGAAAAUAAUUACCGGUCACGAGCGCUCCGUUGACUGCUCCUCGUGUGUCGGUCGCAUCGAUUCCCACUUUAUGCUUCGGAACUGAGUUCACCGAGAACUCUUCUUCUGGUUCGAAUCGUUAGGUUUUGUCGAGCGGUUUCCGUGCAAUUGGAUGUGGAUUGCAUCGGAUGUGGGAUGUAAUGUCCAUGCCCUCUGGAUCGGGCUACGAUCCAAGUCAUGCGUCGUACAAGGUUAGCGCACCUCCCUCGCAUAGUUGAACAGAUGUUUCAGAAAUGGGAGCUCGUGCGAGAAUACUGCAGGAAUUAGAUCGCUCGUGAUCCUUAGCGGGCGGAGAGAAACAGCGCUUGCAAGUCGUGAAGAGUCUCGGGGCUCAUUGUUGCGCGAGAAUCUGCGCAAAGUCUUGCCCGAUUCGGGUCGCAAGAGAGUCUGUACAGAUCGCCUUCAUGCCACGAGCGAUUUCAGCCGUGGGCUGUGCGCCCGUCGCAAGAUGCACGAGUGAAUCUACAUCUCGUCCUCGAAUCGGAUGCUACACGGCAAUCAACAAACACCCGCGCACCGUCGCUGCUCAAAUUUCGCGAGCCGAGCGGAUCGGAUCGGCCAAAGUCUCGUCCCGCGACCACCUCGGAACUGCGAGUUUCAGAUUCUGAAGUGACGUCCGACGACGCCAUCCAUCUUGCACUGUGCGAACGAUCAUUGUCGAAGUGACGAUGAUUUUCGUGUAAGCUGGAAGACGAAUAAAUUUGGCGACGAGUUCGUUCGUUCGUGCGUCUCUGAGCUGAAUGUCAUGAAAAGAAAUUUCGUCGAAUGUGACGCGGCGAAGCAAUUUGUCGAGCAAACGAAUCUGUCGUGUAAGAAAUGGAACGGGGAUGGGAUUUCUUCCAUCGAGAAAGAACUCGACGGAUGCCAUUACGAUCGAAUGUCGUGCCAUGUGCUUGCAAUCUGACUGACUGACUGACUGACUGCCUGCCUGCCUGCCUGCCUGCGACGUGUGGUCGACUGCUUGGACACGGAUGAUGGUGGUGAUGAUGAUGGUGACGAUAAGCGCUCGGAGGUUCUGUGAGGAAUGAAACGCGGAGUUGGACCAGUCCGAAUUGACCGGAGCAUCGUGAUGCGGAUGACGUCGACGCGAGUGAAUGAAGCUCGACAGCGAAUCGGACAAACGGGCCACUCGUGCAACGCAUUGCUCGUCUCCGGGGGAGUGUUGGAAAUAGAUGCGACGGUAAUUGGACAGCGAUCGCAGCCUCGUCGCGCCCCGUCGUCGUCGGUGGGAGAAGGAAAAUUAAUGCACAAACUUUGCUCACGGAGACAAUUGAGAUGUUCGUGCAGAUCGAUCUUUCUGCGGGGGCUCGUCCACGGAUGUCAGAUCAUUGCGAUGCCGAUCCUUCUGGUAGUUGACCUCUGUAACUACGCAUUUCAACUUUUGUCGAACAAGGAAACCCGAUGCUUCUAAUUUAAGCAUCGGGUGGGCCUUUUGGGCUUCGGGAUGGAGAUUGCUCGGCCCUGCCAUCGCCCAAAUUGGCUGAUCGUUUCGUUGACGCGGGUCCAUGUAACUGGUAUGCAAUAAUAGAUGCCUGAUUGACCAAUGGCGUCGGGGCUCACUUAAAUUUCAUCACCGAACUCUUCGAGCUGUCUGAUCUAGUCCACAAAGCAUGACGGCUCCGUCAGUGGCUCCUCUCCUAUGGAGGCCACAAUCGGGACCGUCCUAAGCGCCUGCUGCUGGUGGAUCGAUCUUUAUUUCCAUCGGGGGGCUGCUGUCCAUCUGCUCAGGACCACAAAUCGUUUUCUGGAUUUCUAGUGGCUCGACCCGGAGCAAAUCAACGCAGGGCAUGCACUCGGUGCUCAUCUUCGUGCAUGCUGUUAACGAACGAAGGAGUAGCAGCAGCAGCACGACGAUGGUGUGUGCUCUUGACCCUCGAGCAUGUCAGUGGUCAGAGCUUCAUUCAUUACUGUCGAUCCGUUGGGGGGCCACAUCAGUUCCGCCAAGUUGCACCUUAUCUCAGGGAGCUUGCAAAUUCAUCCGAGCAUCAAGAUGCGCUUGCAGCAGGCAUGUGCUGGAAUGACCUUCAUUCACAUGCCUAUGGGCCUCUGCUAUGCCCACACACCCACAACGUGAACAGAAGUCACCAGCACAGCAAGCCAACAAAAUGCCUUUCGUAUGAAUUUGGCACAACCAUUUUUAUGUUAAUUAUUUCAGUGCAUAACAAUCAGAUUAGAGUCUUGCGUCUCUAAAGGGUCGGUUUGAGCCAGGUACAGUAAAGAGAAGUGCUUAUAAGUUGGUCCUCAUAAGUUGUCCCCCAUGGAGAAAAACACCAAGAAUUAUGAUUGAUAUUUGUGAAUCUGAUUACUUCUGUUUCGGGUUCCCGAUGAAGAAGUCAGAGGAGAUUGACAUUGUUGCCAACUGUUUGAUAGCACCAAACGUCAGUGUAGUGUUACACCUUCGACUAUUACACCGCCUUUGUCUUCAACUUGUCGACAGCGAGGUGAGUACAGAUAGAGGGUUUGUGCUGUACAGUAGUACUUUACUUGUCUCUCCGGACAUCUCACAUGUCAAUCUUAUUCGAGGUCUGACAAAUGACUUUAGAAAGCUCGGUACCUUUACGAUCUUUGUGCCUGGCAAAGUAGAAGGCAAACACCGCACCUUAGUAGGGAGGGACCUCAGGUGAGGCAUGACAAUAUUCUUUCUCCUUAUAUCUCACAGUACAUGUGUUCCGGAUCUCUGACAUGAACCCUACUCUAACCUGGAUUUGUAAACUCAGAGUUCAAAUUCAGAGCAUCGACAUUAUAUUGGACCUUGUACGGAGUUCCUUGCUCUGAAUUUCUGCACAGGUUCAUGUCUUUUACAAGUCACACUUUAAAACAUCUACUGCUCUAGUGAACUGCGCAUUCUAGGGGCACCAAGACCUACCAAACGCAACGAUGUAGGUAGAGAAAAAUUUCUCCAACUCCAUCGAGAUUUUUAAGCAG
This is a messenger RNA of Marchantia polymorpha subsp. ruderalis, 3087 nucleotides long. NCBI's taxonomy places the organism in Eukaryota, Viridiplantae, Streptophyta, Marchantiopsida, Marchantiales, Marchantiaceae. The record is from the annotation of a GenBank genome assembly.